Salvelinus fontinalis (brook trout) is the source of this 4373-nucleotide messenger RNA. RefSeq names its product zinc finger protein 436-like. The record is from RefSeq and is a predicted model, not a curated record. Gene Ontology annotation, molecular function: RNA polymerase II cis-regulatory region sequence-specific DNA binding; DNA-binding transcription factor activity, RNA polymerase II-specific. Lineage: Eukaryota; Metazoa; Chordata; Actinopteri; Salmoniformes; Salmonidae. Gene Ontology annotation, biological process: regulation of transcription by RNA polymerase II. The coding region runs from base 245 to 1102 and encodes 285 amino acids. The transcript is spliced from 2 exons.
UUCAUUAACAGCUCGUCAACCACCUCGGUAGCUAGCUAGCCAACAUAGCCGAAAGAUUCAAGCUAUUUAUACGCUUUCGGUGUAUAUUACCUACUGUGUUUUAGACACACUUCUGUCGUAUCUACUUGUUAACCUAUUUAAUUUAAUAUUACGUUAUUUUUUAUUAGUCAGCUAUAGUAGCUGGCUGGUUAAAUUAGCACUAGCCUAGUCGCUAACUAUAGCUAGCUAGCUAACAUCCCCCAACAUGAGCUCCCUAAACUUCUCCCCUCUUGUUAAAGAAGAGGGGAUCUGCUGGACGGAGAAAGAAGCUCUGGGACUGAACAUUGUCGUGAAAGAGGAGAAGGAAGAAGAGGAUAUCACAGUAAAACAAGAAGUAGAGGGUGAGGCUGUUACAGUGAAAGAAGAAGAGAAAGACGUUUCAGUGAAAGAAGAGGAAGACGAGUUCAGAGUGAAAGAGGAAGAGGAGGAUGCCGUUUUUGGAGUGAAGAAGGAAGGGGAGAUGACUGUCACAUUGAAAGAUGAAGAGGUGGAGAUAGAUCUGAUUAACACCAGAGAGAUACUUCACUAUUGUGGAUCAUCUGGGGAGCCUCAACAAUUUCAAGAUGCUGAAGAGGCAGAGAAGAGUCUCUCCAGAUCAGAACACCUCAAUAAACACCAGCGGAGACCCACAGGGAGGAGAACUCACUGCCGCUCUGACUGUGGGAAGAGAUUCACCUCAUCAGGCAUUAAAAUUCAUCAGAGAACACACACAGGAGAGAAACCUUAUAGCUGUGAUCAAUGUGGGAAGAGUUUUGGUCGAUCUAGCCAUCUGACUCAACACCAGAGAAUACACACAGGAGAUAAAUCUUAUAGCUGUGGUCAAUGUGGGAAGAGUUUUGGUCAAUCUUGCCAUCUGACUAGACACCAGAGAACACACACAGGAGAGAAACCUUAUAGCUGUGAUCAAUGUGGGAAGAGUUUUUGUCAUUCUGCCAAUCUGGUAUCACACCAGAGAACACACACAGGAGAGAAAGCUCAUACCUGUGAUCAAUGUGACAAGAGAUACUCUGUUAAAAGACAUCUGAUCAAACAUCAGAAAAUACAUGAAGCAGUUGUUUCAUGAUAUCAAUGAAUUAAUGUCACAAUGUAGAAUGUUUUUAACAAUGUAGAAGGAGUAUUUUAAGGAAUUACACAAUAUAGAACCCUAAACGUUUGCCCCAUUCAAUUGAUUUCAGCCUUAGUAAAAAUCCAGGCUCUUGAAAGAGUACUAUUUAUGUGAUUUAACAAAAAAGUGACUAACACAAAAAGAGCUGUGUUACACUUACCAUGUUGGUGAACCAUUUGAAUCAAAAUGCCACACUUCAAAAUGUGGCGAGCGAUCUGUUUCCUACAAAUUGUCCUCUAACCAGGGAUGUACACAUUACUCCCACAUUCCGUGUGGUUUUUGAGCUGUUAGUUUUAACAGGACAUGCAACCUCAUCUCCCUCCUGUCACACAAUUAAUUUUGACAUGAUAUCGAUGAAUAAUGACAAAUAAGUGUUGCGUUCCUUUGUUUAGUGACCCCUAAAUUUAAAUGCAUCACUCCAAUAUGUAGCUGACUGUCUUCUGCAGGUUGUCCUCUAACCAUUGAGCUAAAAUAUAUCUCCCACUUCCAUGUGUUUUUUUUGUUGUUAGUUUCAACAGCACGAACAACCUGAUUUCCCCCAUAAUCGAUAUCAGUGAUUUAUUGCUACUUGUCAAAACAACAGCGUUUCUGGUGCUUGUGCAGUUUAUAAGGACCUUGUUUAUAGAAAUACAAGUAAUAUGAUUAUUGUGGCAGAUGUUUGUGUAUUUAGCACAUUUUACGUUUAGGUUUUCAAUUUAUCACAAACUGUUUCUGCAUUUGGAUUUGGAACUGCAACUGUGACAUUGGGGAUAUCCCACCUAGCAAAAUGUCAUUGAAAAUCAGACUAUGCCCGACAAUAUAAGUUUGGUUUUAGUUGAAAGUUGAAAAUAUAUAUUUUUUUAAAUUUCAACAUACUUGCAGCCUAUACACAUGGACGCUGUAUAAUAAAUAGGUCUAUAAUCAAUUUUAUUAACAAUCCUAAUAAAUUGAGUCAUAAAUAUAAAAUAUAAUUGUUGUCCUAAGGGGAAGGUGUUACAGACUUUGGUUUUUCCAUUUAUGUUUUGAGGUUGGACUUUAGGACGUCUUACUUUAGGACGUCUAGCUCAUUAGCUCGUAGGACGCACUGAUUGGUGUCACCUCGUUAGUCACUAUGUGUUACACCUCUGCUGAGUUUUUCUUUUGUUUGCCUCUUCUUUGGCAGAUUUAGUGGGUCUCAUGGUGGGUGUCUUUUAGGUCCCAGUUGUUGUUACUAGUCAAUUUUCAGUGGACACCCCCAUAUUGUCUUUCAGAACCCCUCCUAAAAAACAAACUAAUAUUUUUGGUUAAAUAUUUUAACAUUUUAAUCAAUGGCAUUUCCUUAGGAUGCUCAUUAGUCUUUAAGUUGUAUUUUUAUCCUCUUAUGUUUGUGUACUAAAUAUUUCUGUUUAUUUUCAUAGGUUUUUCCUGUGAAGCCAUUGUGUUGCAUCCAUGUCUGAAAUGUGCUGUAUAAAUAAAGCUUGAUUCGAACAUAUUGCAAAACAAAUGAACCAAAUGACUGACCAAUAAACAGAGUCUUGGUCCGUCUUAGUAUGAGAACAGUAUCAAUCCCACUUUUCCAGCCUGCUGAAGGUGUGGUGGAGUGGUAACCACCACCCCCGGCUCUACCAAGGGCUUGAGGUGGUCACCCACAGCUCUGCUUAUGUUCUGUGGCCUUGCCGUUCCAUUUAUUGACAGCCCCUGCAACACAGAAACACAUUUAAUCACAUUAUAUACAACACUCAAAGUAAUGGAUAUGGAGCAUCUAUGGCCUCCGUUACACCUGGCACCUAAAUGUGACUUCUGUCAUCUGAUCACUCCAAGCUGCAUUAGGUUCAGAUCUACCAGGAUGAGCCUUGACAUAGUCUGGAUGCAGUCAGGCCACUGAAUAUAAAUAAGCAAUAUACAGAGACGGGGUGAAUGAGUGGGGAAAAGUACAUUUUACACAAAUGACCUUCAUAAUAUCAAAGAACAAAUGUGUGUGCCUGAGAAAUUUCAUCAAUAUCAGUGGACAAUUUGCACUAACGUAAAUAAACAUAGAUGAUGGAAAAUAUUCCCUUUUGCUUACGUGAUGAACCGCUAAGGCAACAUAAAUAUUUACCAUCUAAACCAUGUGUGACCUCUCACCUCUCUGGCUGUAGAAGUGUUCUUUCCUAACCAGUCCCUCAACAGCUCUCUGACUGAGCUCUACCCUCACUGGGUCUUCAGAGGAGAGGAAGGCUGAGGAGGGAUGGAAGGAUGAAUGGAUCAGUCAGUCAAUAAAGUGUAGAGCUGCUGUCUGACAAAAUCACUAUUUUAGUAGUUCAUUAAAGUAAAUAAGGCUUUAUGACUGCUGAAUACCAACUAUCAAUCACUUAGAUCAUGUAUUUUCAGGUAGAGAUACAUCCCUGGGACUUCCCUAGCCCAUUGAAGUUGACGUUUAAAAUGGUUAAGUUAGGGAUUAGGGUUCAGGGUAGGGAUGUCCCAAGGAUCCCAGAUAGCAUUGACCAUUGUGCAUUUGUAACCGAUGUGAAAUGACGAGCUGGUUAGCGGGGUGCGUGCUAAUAGCGAUGGUAACGAUGGUUCGUAGGUGUCAGUUGUUGAUGUGUGCAGAGGGUCCCUGGUUCGAGCCCAGGUAGGGGGGAGGAGAGGGAUGGAAGCUAUACUGUUACACAUUCUUCGGUCUCUUUUACGUAGCAGGUGUAAAAGAAACAAAGACAAGUAGGCGCUCAGGUCAUUAUGGUCAUUGUAGUUAAAAACAAAUAGCAUCUAAUGCGUACCUGUAUGUGGGGUUGUUUGAGAAGAAUGUGAUUGUCAGCCCUAACAAUCCAUUCUAGCACCUCAUCAGGCUGUGUAAAAGUCUUCAUUGAUGACGUGUUCCUUCUAUUCCAGGGGACAGCAGAGGAACUUUAUCGAUUCCACUCCUUCAUCAAUACAAGUAGUGAACAUCUGAAAUUCACCCUCACCUUUGAUGUGCAUGAAACAAGUUACCGGAUGGUUGGACGAUACUUUUUUCAUCGAUCAUCUUAAAUACUUCAACUGGAAAUCAACCAAUCCUCCAUUGAUAACGCAGUGGAAAGGUCAAAUGCUUUAUUAUCUAAAAAUGUAAAGUGCUGGGCGACGGAGAGAAAUAAAAUGCUGCAGUUUGAGGCCAUGUGGCAGACAGUGAAGCAGGAGCUGGAGAAGGAGGUAUGUUCUAGUGGGUCUGGGCAGGUGUGAUGUAGUUAAUGGAGAUGGAGGUGUGUUCUAGUGGGUCUGGGCAGGUGUGAUGUAGUUAAUGGAGAUGGAGGUGUGA